GCGUUUCAGUUUCAAUGAUUCACUGUUUUCGUUUCCAGCGGCUCUUUAACUGCGCCUCGACAGUCCUGUGAUCAGUGUUAUCAAGUACGGUGGGUCGAAAUGGCAUCUGACAACGACGAGGUAAACGUAUGUCUCAUUGAAGACUUCAGGCCGAAGUUGUGCAAACUUAUUGUGGUGAACCGGGUCCUGGAUCGUUUGGAUCCACAUAUCAUAGAACUCGAACAAAGGGAGCGGAUCAGACAGAAGUGCACGAAUGAUGGGGAUGUGGCGGCUGCGGAUCUCCUCAUCACCGCAGUCACCAAGAAGCCGCACACCCCGGGCUGGUUCCGGGCAUUUGUGGACGCGUUGGAAAAUGGAGGUUGUGGAUAUGCGGCGGACUACAUGCAGAACAAAAUUCCCGACCCGGAGGUGGAGGCAGAGAAUGAUUACUGUGUCAAGCUUAUUUACAUCAUGUCUCCCACUCUUGUGGACAUGAACACCAAAGAAGUGCGCGUCCAUUGUCUCUCUCAAAAACUCAUCACCGAGGAGGACGCCGAGAUUAUUGAAUCGAAAACAGCACAACAAGGACUCAAGAGUGGAGCCGGUGAACUUCUGAGAAGAAUCGUGAGAGGUCGUCCCGGGUGGUUUUCUGAUUUUCUCACCGUUCUGCGUGAAACUGGACACGGUAAUCUGUGCCGUGAGCUGACUGGAACACCACCUGAUUGUGACGAGCAAGGCUCAGAUGGGAAACUGCCUUCGCUGAAAGAUGAAUCUACAGGAAGUGAAGCUGCCACAGGGGAGAGCCUAGCAUCAGAUGGAGGAUGUGAUAGCCCACAGUUUGUGGACGUGAGCACGACCGAGAACCCUCAAGAUGAAGGCAAAGACCUUUACGAAGGAGCAGACACUGAAUCCAGAGAACAGCAGCCCAGCUGCUCGGAGGCCUCACAGCCAGAUGUAACUGACUCACGAGCAGCAGCCAGAGGCCCUGAAAAAGCUGAUAUUGUUCUUCGAGAUUAUCAGAUGAACGUUGCUAAACCUGCCUUGGAGGGGAAAAACAUCAUCAUAUGCCUGCCGACAGGAAGUGGUAAAACCAGAGUGGCAGUUUAUAUUACCAAAAAACAUCUGGACGACAGGAGGGCAGGGGGACAGUCAGGAAAAGUGGUCGUCCUGGUGAACAAGAUUCCUCUUGUUGAGCAGCAUUACUCCGCAGAGUUCCUGCCUUUUCUGAAGGACACGUAUAAAGUGGAAAGAGUCAGUGGAGACUCGCAGCUCAAAAUCUCUUUCACAGAGAUUGUGAAGAAAAAUGAUGUCAUUAUUUGCACAGCCCAGAUACUUGAGAAUUACUUGGAGAGGUCUAACCAUGAAGAGGACGAAGGGGUGAACUUAAGCGACCUGACACUCAUCGUAAUAGAUGAAUGUCACCACACUCAGAAAGGAGGGGUCUACAACCACAUAAUGAUGCGCUACCUGAAGCAAAAGCACAAGAACAGAAGGCUGAAGAAGGAGCAGAAGAAGACCGUGCCCCUCCCUCAGAUCCUGGGCCUGACUGCCUCACCGGGGGUCGGCUUAGCCACAAAAAUGGAGAAGGCUGAAGAGCAUAUACUACGCAUUUGUGCAAACUUGGAUGCUUCCAGAAUCAUGACAAGGAGCCUUGGGGAAUUCAAAAAGGAACCAAGGAAAAAAGUUGUAACUGUUGAAGACAGAAAGGAGGAUCCCUUUGGUGAUGUAUUAAAGAAAAUCAUGAAUGCCAUUCAUGCCCAUGCCCAGCUGAACCCCACCUGUGACCUUGGUUCUCAGAAUUAUGAACAGUGGGUUGUUCAGAGAGAGCGAGAAGCUGCAGCAGAGGAGGAUCAGAAAGUGCGGGUUUGCGCCGAGCACCUUCGACAGUACAAUGAGGGCCUGAAUCUCAGCAACACCAUUCGCAUGCAUGAUUCCUUCAAUUUCCUGAACAAAUACCACGAGGAGGAGAUCAAGAAAAAAACCACUCCGGACGAGGAGCAGACAAUACAAAUCACAGAUACUGAGAGAUUUCUCUUCGGUUUGUUUAAAGAGAACAAGGAAGAGCUGCAGAUGCUCGCAGACAAUCCAGAGUAUGAAAAUGACAGCCUGUCUAAACUAAGAAUGAAAAUUUUGCAAGAGUUCAGCACCAGGGAGGCGGCCAGAGGGAUCAUUUUCACCAAAACACGUCGCAGUGCCAUUGCUCUAAGUCAGUGGAUUCAGGAGAAUCCCAAGUUUGCUGACAUUGGCGUGAAAGCCUCACAUGUCAUUGGAGGAGGAGACCAGAGUGUCGUUAAACCAAUGACCUCUGCAGAGCAAAAGGACGUGCUGACCAAAUUUCGUAAAGGUGAAAUCAACUUGCUGAUCGCUACCACGGUGGCAGAGGAAGGUUUGGACAUACCAGCGUGCAAUUUUGUUGUCCGUUAUGGCCUCGUGACCAAUGAGAUCGCUAUGAUUCAGGCUCAAGGCAGAGGAAGAGCUGAGGACAGCAGUUACACGCUGGUCGAGGUGAAGAACUCUGGGGUGGCUGAAAAGGAGUGCGUCAAUGAGUACCGCAUGGCCAUGAUGCACAAAGCCAUUGACAAAAUCCGAGCCUUAGACCAAGUGGACUACGACAGACGGAUCGCAGAGUUUCAGAUACAGGCCAUAAUGGAGGAGAAGGUGAGAAUGACGAGGAAGAAGCAGAAGGACAUGAAGAACCAGGACCCAUCUGAAGUGAAGUUCAGCUGCAGAGGCUGCAACAAAGACGUCUGCACCGGUGAAGCCAUCGAGAUCAUCGAGAACAUGCACAGAGUCAACGUUACAUCGCAGUUUGAAGAUCUUUUCAUUCGGAGAGAAAACACCACCCUUCAAGAGCGACGUCUGGAUUAUGAGACUAAUGGCUUCAUAGCAUGCAAGCAAUGCGGGCAGAGAUGGGGCUCCAUGAUGUGGUACCGUGGGAUAGAGUGCCCGUGCCUCCACGUGAAAAACUUUGUGGUGACAUGCAGUGGAAAGAAGAUGAGCAAGUGCACCAAGUGGAAUGAGCUCAGCGUCCAGUUUUCUGAAUUUAACUACAUCGAGCACGCGUACAAAGUGGCUGAGAGCUCAGAUGAUGAUGAUGAAUCUUAAUCCAUCACAACCAAAUCAGACUUACUUAUAAUCACAUCAACAUUGACUUCAGUUCUUAUCUUUACUAUGUGUCUUACACAGCAUGAUUUACCGCAUCCAUCAUACUGCUGCUUCCUUUGUCAUGAUGACUGAACUCACCAGUGGUGGAUUUAAACUGCAGACGUGUUUCUCCAGCGUAAAGUUUGUAUUAUUUUAUUGGUAGGAGGCUUGCGUGACACUUAUUUAAUGAUGUCAAAGCAUAAAACUGGCCUGAGGUUGUUAGUUUAUCAGAUAUUACUUCUGUAAAAAUAGUCAUUCACAGAAUGUGUAUGUAAUGAACUGGGUGAAGAAAGGAAUAAUUAUGAUUUUCGUCUCAAAGCCCUGUGGUCUCAUGUGAUAGGAGCCACUGAGUCUGUGAUAGCCCCUCAGAGCCCACCUGUCAGCGCACAGGCAGGCAAACAAGUGUUGGUGAUUUUCCAUUAAAUCCAACUGGUAAUGAGUCACUUCUGUUCAUCCAGUCAGAGGUGCUAUUUUUAGAUUUGCUUUUUUAAAGAUUUGUUUCCGCAUAAAUGAACGAUAACCUGUAUGAUUUAAUUGCCUGAGACGUGCACAAACAUGCAAGCUGUGUGGAAAUCAGUUAAGUCUGUUCUCUGCCUGUCUUUCUUUCUUUCUUUGGGUUUUUUUUCUGUCUAUAUUGUUAAUAAAAUAAUCCAUAAAAUAAAAAAUGCCUAUUCCUCGAGAGUGAAAAAAACACCUUAGGUUGUUUUCACAAGUGGAAAAUGUGAAUAAAAAAUAAAGCUGAAUUGAACUGGA
This is a messenger RNA of Scatophagus argus, 3876 nucleotides long. It is a transcript of the gene ifih1, whose product is annotated as interferon induced with helicase C domain 1. The record is from RefSeq and is a predicted model, not a curated record. Gene Ontology annotation, cellular component: cytoplasm. Lineage: Eukaryota; Metazoa; Chordata; Actinopteri; Scatophagidae. The coding region runs from base 100 to 3084 and encodes 994 amino acids. The transcript is spliced from 16 exons. Gene Ontology annotation, molecular function: zinc ion binding; double-stranded RNA binding; single-stranded RNA binding. Gene Ontology annotation, biological process: positive regulation of interferon-beta production; response to virus; innate immune response.